This is a messenger RNA of Danio rerio (zebrafish), 1754 nucleotides long. It is a transcript of the gene adipor2, whose product is annotated as adiponectin receptor 2. Gene Ontology annotation, cellular component: membrane. Lineage: Eukaryota; Metazoa; Chordata; Actinopteri; Cypriniformes; Danionidae. The record is from RefSeq and is marked provisional.
AGUCAGUCAGUCCACUGCACCCGCAGACCCGCUCCGACAAAAACACUCUUGAAGGACACCCACUCGCCGCUUACACAGGCAGCUCCAUCAGUAAAUCUCAUAUUCUGCUGUGAAUUCACGGAGGACGGAUUUGGGGUCGAGCGCCCUCUUGGUCCAGUGUGGUCCAGCAACAUUACGAAAUAGCAGAAGCAACAGGAAUCAAGCUGGACGGGGGGGAGGUGAGGGAGGACGAGGGCACCGCCUUUGUCCUGAGACACAGAGUCUGCACAAGCAGCGAUACCGACCCCACCCAAACAUCAACCUCAGACCACCAGGACAACAUGAGGUCCUGCACAGAUCACAGAUCGGACAGCCCCGGACAGAACUGUCUUCAUGCGAGGAGGGUGAUGCAUGAAAAAGAGGAAACGACAGUCAGAGAAGAGGAAGACGAAGAGGAGGAGGAGGAAGAAGAAGAGGACAAGAGCUCAGAUGAAGGCCUUCUGCUUCAGGCUCACCAUGCCAUGGAGAGGAUGGAGGAGUUUGUGCACAAGAUGUGGGAAGGCAGAUGGCGAGUCAUUCCUCAUGACGUGCUCCCUGAUUGGCUGAAGGAUAAUGACUUCCUGUUGCACGGGCACCGGCCGCCCAUGCCCUCCUUUAGAGCAUGCUUCAAAAGCAUCUUCAGAAUCCAUACAGAAACAGGCAACAUCUGGACACAUCUGCUGGGCUGCCUGUUCUUUCUCUGUCUGGGCAUCGUGUACAUGUUCAGACCCAAUAUGUCGUUUGUGGCACCGUUCCAGGAGAAGAUCGUCAUCGGCAUGUUCUUUCUAGGAGCCAUUCUCUGCCUGUCCUUCUCCUGGCUCUUUCACACAGUCUACUGCCACUCAGAAGGGGUGUCCCGAGUCUUCUCAAAGUUAGACUAUUCAGGCAUUGCGUUCCUGAUCAUGGGCAGUUUUGUACCGUGGCUGUAUUACUCCUUCUACUGCUCUCCUCAGCCCUGCUUCAUAUACCUGAUAGUGGUGUGUAUCCUGGGCAUCGCCGCCAUCACAGUAUCCCAGUGCGAUUUCUUCGCCACGCCACAGUAUCGUGGAGUCAGAGCUGGUGUGUUUGUGGGUUUGGGGCUCAGUGGAGUCGUCCCCACGCUGCACUUUAUGAUUGCUGAGGGCUUCCUGAAGGCCACCACCAUGGGUCAGAUGGGCUGGCUGUUUCUCAUGGCUGUCCUGUACAUCACCGGAGCCUGCCUGUACGCCGCACGCAUACCUGAGAGAUUCUUCCCCGGCAAGUGUGACAUCUGGUUUCACUCCCAUCAGCUGUUCCAUAUCCUGGUGGUUGCAGGUGCUUUUGUGCACUUCCACGGAGUCUCCAACCUGCAGGAGUUUCGCUAUGAAGCUGGCGGUGGCUGUGCGGAGAACGCAGUGUGAGCUUCAGAUCCUUCGGUGCCUGAAACGCACCACUAGAAGGAGACAAAGGUCCUCUCACCUUUGCCACCAAUUCCAGCUCUGUUCCUCCUGCCCAUGAGGGGUAAACGUUAGAGGACAGCACUGAAUGACAAAGCCUUUCUGAUUUAAUUUUCUCUCUUUGUUUUUCUCUGUUCUCUAUUUUGCCCCUAAAUAAAUUGCAUCAUGGGAUACGGUGGAUGCAGGGUGAGGAAUUUUAAUUCAUGUUUUUACCGAGAUGGAGGAGACCUUUUUUUCGUGGCUUGGUCUAUUGCUGUUUGAUGGUUUGUUUUCUUUGUACGAGAAAAAAAACGAAACUUAAAAACAGAGCGAAAAAAAAAA